Varroa destructor (honeybee mite) is the source of this 10961-nucleotide messenger RNA. RefSeq lists its product as uncharacterized. The record is from RefSeq and is a predicted model, not a curated record. NCBI's taxonomy places the organism in Eukaryota, Metazoa, Arthropoda, Arachnida, Mesostigmata, Varroidae. Gene Ontology annotation, cellular component: dendritic spine; cytoplasm; plasma membrane. Gene Ontology annotation, biological process: chemical synaptic transmission. Gene Ontology annotation, molecular function: protein binding.
UCGUCCCGUAUCUCCUUUACGCAGUAUUCAGCUACUGCUUCGCCGCAGGCAAUAGCAGCAGUAGUAGCUAGUGUUCACGGUUUGUUUUGUUACGGGCGGGCUCCGCCGUGAGUUAUCCCGUCGGUACCACAACCGUACCACAUAUUUAAUUGUGGUGAGCUUUACGGUGCGGAGACUCGAUUUGUUCAAAUUUCUGUCAAUUAAUUGUUGCUGUCAGUGUGUUACAUCGGCUUUAAUAAUUGCCCGUUCGACUUUUUCAUAAGCGGCAAAACAUUUUCCAUUCGAUGCUUUUCUUUCGCCCCGCCCCCCUUCCUUGUCUUCUCAGCGUUUCUACUCUGUGCUACUGCCUGGCGGCUGAUAGUGGCGAAGCUUGCGGUCGAAGGGUUACUGUGUGCGGUGUGCGUGCGGAUGCGCCGUGUGCCGGAUGCACAGGGUGUUGUGUGUCUGGCUGCUAUGGCUGUCGCGGUAUUUCACUCUGUCUCUCCCUCUAGAAAGCCUGAUGUGUGCCUAUGUCGGUGUGAUGGCGCCCCUGCUGCUAGUGCUGCUGGUGCAAUGUCGUGUACUAAGUGCUCCUGGCUGCUUGCUGCGAAAGGAGUGUGAUCUGAACUGAAGUGAGUGGCUGGGCAAGCGGGUGGGAGAGCCAAAUCGGUUGUGGCGAGUAGCAGCGGGCCGGUACGACUGCUGCUCUGGUGCCGUAUGUCUGUCUGUUUGACUGUCCGCCACCGCCGACAACGACGAGUGUUCCGCGCAUGUGCGCUCUCGGCCUGCUCGCCAGCAGUUCAACCCUGUGGUGCGACGGGCGCUGCUGCCGAUUGCUGCGACCACGACCACGACUGUCGUUGUCGUUGCCCCCGCUAGCGCUGGUGGAGCCCAUCGCCGUUUCUACUGGCUGGCUUGACUGGUUGACUCGACCACUCGCUCAACACGGUUCCUCACUCGCUGCCUGAUAAUAGCAACGGCACUGUCAUAAUCACCAGCUAGACCCACAACUGGGUCAGCAGAUGAAUGCUGCUCUACGAUCAUAAUCAUCUCCACCGUCACUGCGAAAGCAAUGACAAGCAGACGGUGAGCAAAAAAGAAGGUUAGUAGAGUCUGAUCGAACCAGUGAUUGAAUCGGUAGUAAGUCCAACAUUGGGCUGUAACGUUAGGCAUUGACUAAUGGGGCAGCGUUAGCUAGCUGGGCCGACCCAGCAACGAGCGAAGCUGGUGAGUUGCCCCGUCACUGCUGCUACUGCCUCUCGACAGAGGAAUGCCUACAGCGGGGCGACUACAAAGAGAGACGACAAGCAAAUUGCUUAGCGCGGAAUCUGCGCUCCUCUUAGUAGUGUAGGAUAAAUAGUGGAUGGGCGCAGAGCGCUUAGAAUCACAUUUAGUGCUGUGGAGUGCCGUGGAGUCGCUGGUGAUGAGAAGCCGAAGAUAUCAGCUAAAAGUCUACACCAGCAACAGCAACCUCCAGCAAUGGAAAGCUCGUAGAAGGUGAGUGGAAGAAGAAGAUAUAAGCGCACAAUCGCUCUGACACUUAAACAGACUGCCCGGGUCGACAUCUCUGGAUUCUGCAAGGCCAUUGAAGGACUUUGUCAAACAAAGGCCGUUCUCAAUAGUCUGCGAGACACGGUUGUGGCAGCCUCACUCUGUGGAUCGCUGGAUUGGUCAAGACAAAAGCCCUAGCAGGAGCAGCAGGCCAGAAUCUCUAUUAAGGUUCCAGAAGGUUUACCCCUGUUUGAUCGGUAUGAAUGUCUAUUGUGCACUAUUUCGCUCAUGCUACAUGUCCCGUUAUUUGGGCAGUGCGUGAAUAGCAUUGCUUAGAGUAGUUUAUUAUAUAAUAUCAAUCAGGUUGUGUGGCAACAGCCUUUCGUUCGGAAGACAGCAUCGAUACGAUGAUAACAACACAACCCCAAUGACGAUAUCUUCAUACCGGUGCUAUGUAAACUGCUCCCUGAAUUUUGAUGAAACUGACGCGAGUGCAAGUGGAGCAGCUUGAAGUGUGACAGGGGCAUACGUGUGCGUCAGCUACGAUUCUUAUAUAUCGUGUAUGGUCUAUAGACGACUCUUUAAAGUAGGAGGAACGGCGGAAUUUAUUCAGCUCAGCCCAUGCGCGUUUCAAGAUUUCAAAAUCACAUCGACAGCAAGGAACACCGUUAUUAGGACUGGCCACACCGAAUCGCUUCAUCGACAUUCGACUAUAAUCGUGAAGGGGGUUGUGUGGUCGGUACAUAUACCAUAGACAGGUAGAAUUGCUGUUUGACAAGCGACCAAGCCAUCAUUGUAAUGCUGCCGUCUAGCCACAAAUAGAUAGAAAGCAAUAUUCUAUCAUAUUCCGGCAGCUGUAGUAAGAACCGUCGGCGUGGAUUGUCUCCUGUGCUAGUGUGCCUUUAAGUGCCAUUAUCCUUUUUCGUUUUGCGCAGUUGUCCGCGCUGUUUUCGUCACAGCCGGUCAGUCAAAGCUAAUCAGUUAGUGACCCAGUGUUUACUAUACAUCAACAAUGUAUGGAAAUGGAAAAAGAAAAGUUGACGAAAUAAAAGCGUGAGAUAAAAUUGACUAGAGGAAAACAAACACAUAAGGGAAAAAUGCCACAGGAAAAGAGUCAGCAAAGUGGCAAUUAAUUGAUCUAUUAUCUUUACUAUGAUAUUCUGCCUGUAGUGGAUCUAAUGCCAGGAGUUCCAUGCAAGUGUGUAAUUGAGUGCCUAUGUAAUGACAAGUGUAUAUCCGCAGAUGGACGUCUCUCUUUUUACAGAUGUAUAUCCAUAAUGACACCACGUCGAUGUAUGUGCCAUUAAGAAGAAAUGAGUGUCAUGCCGGAGCAAUAAUCAGCAGUAAGCUGGUACGAGACAGCUUGAGGUCCCACUAAAAGAGGCAACCAUCAAAACGUGAAAGAAAAACUAACUAAGAAUGCGGCAGCGAUAGGUCGACAUAAGUUUUAUCUUCAUCAUCGUCUUAAAUCAGACGUGUGGCCGACUCGGCGAGUUAUCGUGCUAUGUUUGUCCGGAGCAAAACAACGAGUGCCUGGCUUCGGCUUGCAAAGCCUUCAAUGGAAAGUGGUCCAGCUGGAUCAACAAAUAUUAAUGCUAUUAUUUCACGUAGGACAGCAUUGCCUGCAAUUGCCUACCACGAGAAGAACUACCGUAGCCUACGAAGAAAUAGUAGGACAGAUUGCAUCAGUUACGUAUCAAGUGACAACAUCGAUCAACAGUCCCCUUUUGCGUCCAUUGUUGCGUACCUCAACACUGGAGAAGACAAGCAGUUUCGAAACAUUCUCGAAAACUCGUUACAAAUGCAGCUGCUGCCUUUCAAUUCGCAGUGACAGGUUCCAACCGUCGUGCGAGAGUUCGUCUUAUUUGUAUUCUGUUGCUACUGGCUCAAGUGCAUCUUCCAGCAGACUUGUUCCUCCACGCUAUUCCGUUCCCGCCAUUAGCGAAAGAUUGCAUCCAGUUUCUUUCCAGCCUUUGAGCUCCAGCCAUUAUCGUCAGGCUAAGCCGAAUAGGGCCACAACGCUCUCGGCUAUCGUCGGAGGAUCAUCGCCAUGAACUCGUUGGCACACCACGACGUGCUCGCCUCGGGACUCAUCCGCAAAGAGACCGUUCUCGGCGGACUAGUCAACCCGGUGGUAGACGCGACCCACCAUUCGCAUCAUUCACAGCAGUUAAGCAGACUAGGCAGCGUUGUCGGGGGAGUAGGAGCCGCCAGUGUCGGGGGAGGCGUCACUGGAGGUGGCCGACGGGAUAGUAAUAGCAGCUCGGAGGACUCGGACAUAGUCCGCCUAUUUCCAAAGUGUAAGAGGUCAGCAGCGGCGGGAUCUGCUUCUUCGAAUCAACAACAUAACAACAGUCACAACCACAGCAGUAGUCAGAACCACUGCAACAAUUUGUCGUCUGCUAGCAGCGGCAGCAGUAGUAGAGACAGCAGCAGUGGGAUCGGUAUUGGCUGCGGCUCGAGUGGAAGCAUUGGAACAUCGACAGCGCUAACGUCACCCUCGCCAUCAUCCGGUGGGGGAGGUUUAGGCGAUCGUGGUCCGACAGGCAUCGGGAGCUCAACAGCCGUUACGUACUCUCAACAGCAAACGCAACAACAACAUCAUCAUCUGCAACAACAACACCACAACUUAAAUCAGCAGACGACAAGUUCGACGUCAACAGGGACAGCGAUUGGCGGCAACAACCCUAACAGCCUCAUCAGUAACAGUAAUAAUCACGUACCGUCGGUUGGCAUUAGCAACGGAUUGUCGACAACGACAUCAUCCGCAUCUUCUGCCUCGUCUGCAAAUAGUAGCAAUAGUUGCAAUACUCAUAGCAGUAGCAUAGACCAUAUUAGCAACGGACCACAACAGCUGCAGCAAAAACACGGGGGCCUGAUCAGCAGUACACAGAAGUUGCGCGGUCGAGGCGGUGCCCGCUCGGACGAAGAGGGCAACAAUAUACGAUUUCGCGAAUCGCUUACACUCGGCGGCGGCGGCGGCGGCGGCCUACGCGAUCUCAACCAGAAUAAUCGAGACACGAUGGAGAGAUCGGUGGCGCGGGAACAGCUCAGCAACCAACCGCAACAGCAGCUAAACCAUCAUCAUCCGCAGAACUUAAAUCUCAACAUGAAUUUGAACUCAAUGGCAAAUACAGUGGAUAGCUCAGGCAGUAGUCAUAGUGUAGUUGGGAGUGGCGCUGGUGGCGACAGGACUAAUAGUCGAACCCUUGAUGGCUUGCACCAUCGAAGCUCUCAUCCACAAAUGACGCAUUUUUCUUCGAAUGCGUCACACAAGUCACAGAAGUUCCUCCGCUCGGCCGAUGCGUUCAUCUCGUCACCAACAGACAACGAGAACUUUCUUCUUGAGCAACACCGGGAAAGUCGGGAUCGGGAUCAGCGCGAGAGGGAUCGCGAAGAAACGGUCAACAUUACCGACAACCUCCUAUGUGAGGUUGCACCCAGAGGAGUCAUGGAGCAGGACGGAACGGUCGCUUCAAACCUGCAUGGGACCACAACAAGAGCUGGAACUGGAAGUGCUUAUGGAUUUAAAGAAGGCCGCAACUCGGUGGGAGUCACUUUUAAGGCUAGUGAAACGCGAGAACGGAUCGAGAUGGCAGGCGGUCGGGAAGUAGUUUCGUCUGCAAAAAAGAGCUCGUCCGUCCGCGCCAAGAAGCAACGACGUGAACCGGUCAACUUAAUGGAUGACAACAAGCCACUCGGAAGCGAAGGAGUAUUAGACCCGCCGUCGACGAUGGCUGCCACGACCACUCUGCCGGAAUCCACCGCGAUUUCCAACGGAUCGUUGCUUGACAGGGGCGCGGAGCGGAUUAACCGCAUCGAAAGGGAACUGGUCGACGUCACGAGACAACAUCGUCAACUUCAACACCAUCAGCCGCAGCAAUAUCAAGCUCAACAACAGCAGCAACACGACGUCGUCUAUGAUGAUAUCGACGAUAGCGGUUUAAUGGCCCCUCCGUCUCCAACACCGUGCGCCCCCAUGCACGCCGGUGGCCUCAAUGGGAUCCAGGAGGAGGGCAGCGAAUGUUCCGAGCUACCGACGCAUGGCGGCGAAGGACUAGGUAUAUCUCGGGAUCUUUCUUCGCCAGGAGGUGUCCGGGUCGUAUCCGUUCUGCUGGGACCCUCACCGCCCCCACCUCCUCCUACGCUUCUGAACGGCCACUCGGCCAUGAACGGUGGAUCAUCAAUGAAAAGUCUAGAUGAAUUGUCGUGUAGCAAUUCGUGCGAUACGUCGACGUCGCAGGGUGACGAAGGAGUUGCACGUGUCAUCGGCACCGUGCCUAUCGCCCAAUACGAAGGAUCGCCGCGUCGUUACGGACGGCCUAAAAGGAGUUCCGGUCUACCCGGCUACCCGCAGAGGGUGUACGCGCCCGCCAAGGAGAAGACCAAUGACAAUAGCGACAGGCCAGACAGGUGUGAUCGAGAGCUGGAUCGGCUUGAGAGACAGCAGCAAGACGACGCUGACGACAAGGAUCUAAAAAAAGAAAAUGAAGCUGUCCAGUUGCUAAGUGAGCUGCUUAAUGGAAGUGUCAAGAACGAGAAGAAUGGCUCGCCUACCGAUUUUAACGAUCUGGACUACCGAUUAUCAUAUAGGCCAGUGACAGAUCGUGAACGUGAUCGCCAACAAACUCAACUCCAGCAGCAGCAGCAGCAACAGCACCAGGGCCGUGGCGAGAAUAACAAAGGCGAUCGAGGUGGUAGCUCGUAUGUUGCCCACCGGCUCGCAUCUCCUGUGAAAGAGACCCGCGCAGGGGACGUUGCGUGUCCAACCGGACAAGCGAGUCCGGGCGGGUCAUCUUGUGCACCACCAGUCCCGCCAAAAUUAAACCUUACUAGUGGCACGAGCCCUGAGGAACCUCAGUACACUACUAUACGUAAAGGAGGCCUCAAAGACCAUCAGGGGCCAACGCACGGCCACACCGACGCCAAGGAGAUGGUUAUGCUCCACGAAAGGGUGCAGCAGCACUCUCUUCAGGUAGACAUGGUAGGAGAGCUGGACGACUUCUUAGGAAUGGACACUUCAAUGCGUAAUCUGACCGUCUCGCCUUCGGUCUCUAACACAGACGACUGUAAUACUGUUGAUUCGGACGGCACCGAAGGAGAUCCGGACGAACUGCUUUCCAUGGCCAACUCUGGAGGAUCGCGUUUGAUGCCUGUGCUCGAGGACGGGCUAUCGUCGGGACAUGUCAGCGAGAACGACGACGACGAGGAUACAGGUACCACAGUUGGUUUAAUACACGGCGACCGGAAAAUGCGAGGUACCAGAAAUCGGGCAGUGCGAACAUCUGCGUUGUGCCGAGUUCAGAAAAGCUCGAAAGGGAACAACAGGUCUCAACGGCGGAACAAGACGCAUUCUGAAAUACCACCGUCAGCACCGUUACUUGUGGGCGGCAUUGGCGUCAUUGGUAGCGGUGGAAGCCACAUGGGUGGCCAGGCAUCCGUGUCCGAUGCCAUUCGCGAGAUUAAGCAGGCUAUCCAGCACUCGAAAGCGCAGCAACAACAGGUAAAGAAGUCUGCAGCUGACAGUGGCUGUGUAAGUCCAACGGAUAAGAGUCAACGCGAGCUUCGGGAGAUUCGUGACCGCCAAAUGGCAAACAGUAAUCAGCAAUUGCAACAGGCAGGCUCCCAUCAAUCGGGUAACAGCCAACCGCCUGUCUGGGUACCUCGGAUGAACAGUGGUUUUGCCCAUACGGGCAGUAACAGCGCGGGGACGAACGAUUCGACUCAGCAGGAGGAUGACUGCGAUACUGACCAGGAGACGGACCGGCUUCUGGGUGAGCAGAGAUCGGAGGAUAACGGCUUCUAUGACGAGAAGUCGCAGUCUUCGACGGGAAAUCCCAACUCCAACAGCAAGCAGAGGAAGACUAACAUUGAUAAUAACAAUCUCCGAACGACGACAACGACAUCGUCAUCCGUAACAGCGGCAAGUAACGGAAGCGGCGCUGCUGGCAGCAAUCAUUCGUCGACGAACUCCACCUCCAACUCGACGUCCAACUGUACCUCAACGAAUUCGAACCAGAGCAGUGCCAACUCGUCAAAUACCACGUCGAAGGAAGUAAUCAUCCACGACCCAUCAGUGCUAAUUGAGGGCGUCUUGUUUCGGGCACGCUAUCUAGGCUCGACACAGCUAGUGUGCGAAGGCCAACCGACAAAGGCUACGAGGAUGAUGCAGGCCGAGGAGGCCGUCGCUAGAAUCAAGUCACUGGCACCAGAGGGGGAGAGCCAACCGUCGACUGAGGUAGAUCUGUUCAUCUCGACAGAAAAGAUCAUGGUGCUGAAUACAGAUCUUAAAGAAAUAAUGAUGGACCACACAUUACGUACGAUCUCGUACAUCGCCGACAUCGGGGAUCUCGUCGUACUUAUGGCGAGAAGAAGGCCAGGUACUGAACCUGAGGACCUUCCAGGGACGUCCCCACCGCCGCACUGUUCUUCACAGCAGGGGGAGAUGAAGAAGAAGCCUAAGAUGAUCUGCCAUGUAUUUGAGAGUGACGAGGCGCAGUUCAUCGCUCAAAGCAUCGGACAGGCAUUCCAGGUCGCGUAUAUGGAGUUCCUGAAGGCGAACGGCAUCGAAGACUCGUCGUUCAUCAAAGAGAUGGACUACCAGGAGGUACUUAACUCACAGGAGAUCUUUGGUAACGAGCUGGAAAUGUUCGCCAAGAAGGACCGCCAGAAGGAGGUGGUCGUACCCAAGCAAAAAGGCGAGAUCCUCGGAAUGGUAAUUGUAGAGAGCGGCUGGGGCUCGAUGCUGCCCACUGUCGUCAUCGCCAAUAUGGCAGGCAGUGGGCCUGCAGCACGCUGCGGCAUGCUCAACAUUGGUGACCAAAUCAUCGCGAUCAACGGAGUGUCGCUAGUCGGACUCCCGCUUUCGACCUGCCAGACCUACAUCAAGAACACAAAACAACAGACGGUGGUCAAGUUGACCGUAGUCCCCUGUGCGCCAGUGGUCGAGGUAAAGAUCAAGCGGCCAGAUACCAAGUACCAACUCGGAUUCUCCGUACAAAACGGGGUCAUCUGCUCGCUGUUGCGCGGCGGUAUCGCUGAACGCGGCGGAGUACGGGUCGGUCACCGAAUUAUCGAGAUUAAUGGACAGAGCGUCGUAGCCGUCCCUCACGAAAAGAUUGUUAACCUUCUUGCUACUUCUGUUGGCGAGAUUCACAUGAAGACGAUGCCGACCUCAAUGUUCCGACUUCUUACCGGUCAGGAGUCGCCAGUCUACAUCUAAUGACCCACCCAUCUCUACUCCACUUACUCUGACAAUUGGUCGACACGAGUCAUGGACAAUGGAUCUAGUCAGCACUGAAAGACAGCACAAUUUUUGGUUGCGGUAUAAGCGGGGCGCUUGCGCCGGAACGAUACCAUUGCUCACCACAUGAAAAAAAUCAUCAUCUAAUCGAUGCUAACAAGAUGCUGCAGAGGGACACAGGAACGUAUAUAAAGUGUGUACGUGAAACUGCUUGAUGUCCGUGUCGUGCGGAUUCUGUUUGAAAAGAGCGGGUAACGGAGCUGCAAGUCGUUAUUGAUGAGCAAACAAAAAAAGCCUGAAGAAAAUAACCAGUAAUAGCCCCCGAUUGCCUGCGCCAAAGGAGGUUGAGCAAUUCAUUGACGUUGGAUGGGCUUCGUGCCUGCAAAGCUUCAGCGCGGCAACGUCUAUUAAUAUUAAUGAUACUAUUAUUAUGGCUAAAAUUAUAAUAUCUCUGCAUCAGCGUAGAUACCAAGCCGCUAACCAGCCGCCGUAAAGCAAGAAAUGGAUUUGAUGAAAUUUAAUAGUCGCCAGUGGUUCUCAGCGUAGCGCCUAUUACAUACAGUAUAUAUACAUAGAUAUAGAAACAGUGAGCAAGCAACCAAGUGAAUACAUGUAGAAGCUGCCUAAAUAAGAAUGCGAGUGAACAAAUGGACGUCACUGGAGCUCGAAUGGUCGGAUUUGAAUGGCAUUUCGAGCCCCUGGGAGAAGAGGCUAAAUGGGAACAGACCCAAAAUAAUACGGUAGUACCGCAAAUGGGCACGGAAAAGAAUCUCGAUAUAAUUAAUAUUCAGAAAAUAGAAUUAAAUGAACGAAUACAACGCAGAGUCAUUUGUACACAAAUUUAGAGAUAUAGGGCAAGAUUGUCGCGUUCGAAAAUGCCGAUGGUUUUUCGUUCAUGAAUUAGAAGCAAUGAUAGAUUUAGACGAGAGUCGAUAUUUGUCCAGUAGUAGGAGAAACAUAAAUAAAAUAAAUGUAGUAAUUUUCAUCUAAUGAAAAUUCACUUUGGACUAAGCUGCGUCUAAUUUCCCGAAACGAUAUUACAAAAUGAGGAACAGAUUAGGACCGGAGCAGUGACACACGUUCGUAUACUAUAAUAAAGCCGAUUUUAGUAUAACGGUACAUGGUCGAAAAUUUCGACAGCAGUAAAAAACUGAAUUGAGGGACAAGUCGUUGAUGAAGUAUUUUUAAAAUUUUUUUUCUGCGUUUACAUUUGAUCACAAGUACAACAUCAUCCAGAACGAACGAUAAAGUACUUGCAUGAGAGAUCAUACAAUCUAGUCAUAGUAUAUAUAUAGCAUAGCCUGGUUGACCGACAUAUCAUACGAACAAACCCCUGAUCCCAAUAUUCAGCUUUCUUAUUUAGCUUCCAGCCCAACAAGGCUCUACGAUGCCCUUUCUCUUGGCUUGUCGCGGCGUCUCAAUUGUUUCGAUCUAAACAAAACCGGGUUGGUACGUGGCACCACCCUCCUUUCAUUAUUUACAUUCAUAUUUACUAAAAUUAAGUGGUAACGUUUCCCAUGCUACGAAUGUUUGUUCUCGUCUGUUUACUGUGAAUCAAAGACAUUGCGUUCAUUGGCACGGAAAUUAUACGACUGUAGAACAAAUUACGUGACUAGUACGUGGAGCUAUCGAAUAAUACUGAAUCUCGGCAUACAAUAUGUAGCAAUAUUUUCUCCAUCCAAUGGAAGAUAUUCGUAAAAUGAAAUUAUUUUUAAAUUAUAUAUAUAUAAACGGUGAAGUGCGCGGUAGUGUUUUUCGGCCAGCAGAGCCAACCAACUUCAUUGCUUUCACUGUCCUAAUUCCGCUUCAAGUAUCGAAGUGCUAGCUACUUGAGCUUCAUGCUUGAUCUCACUUCUCCUAUUCUCACUUGAGAGUCCGCUUGGCCGCAGAAUAGGGACUUUAAUCCCGGCUUGCUAAUUAACUUGUCCGCCAUGGAUUACACUUGGAUUGCUGAUCAGAAAGUGGAUGAGCCACCCUCUACGCUUAAUUUGUGAACUGUUUUUUUGAAACAACGGGUCCAAGAUGAAUGAUAUUAACAUGAUAACGACGAUUCAGAUGUAGGACACAAUACACUGCUUCCGUCAACAAUAUCAUCAUAUUGUAGCAUUAUAUAUAAUUAUGAGCGAAGGGCCUUAACACACCUAGAUACCGGAAACUCAAACGCAGUCGCGUUACGACAGUGGAAUUAACAACAAGACCCAUAUUAUCAAUGAUGACCCGAAAGAAAAAAAAAACGCAGGAGACAUUG